This is a messenger RNA of Plasmodium adleri (nom. inval.), 5139 nucleotides long. RefSeq names its product asparagine-rich protein, putative. The coding region runs from base 1 to 5139 and encodes 1712 amino acids. The record is from RefSeq and is a predicted model, not a curated record. The transcript has a single exon. Lineage: Eukaryota; Apicomplexa; Aconoidasida; Haemosporida; Plasmodiidae.
AUGGAUGAGACAACCAGAACACAAGUUGAAAUAAUAAAACAGGAGCAUGCUUUUAUAAAAGGAAAUAUGCAGGAUGAUAUAAAAAAUGAGAAGAAAGAAAAUGCUACAAAUAGUAAUGGAAAUGGAGAAGGUAGAUAUAUAUUCAACCUAUUAGAUCGUUUAAAUAAUUUUAAAAAAUUGAAAUUAAAAACAUCAGAAAACGAUGGAAGUGUAUCUAAAGAGAAUAAAAUUAUGGAUAAUGAGAUACAACAAUUGUCAGAAGUUGGAGGAGAACAAAAAGACCAUAAUAAUGAUAAACUUGAUAAAAUUAUUGAAAAUGAUUGUCAAAAUAUUGAAAAUGAGGAUUCAAGUAUUUUAAAGGAUAAUCAAUUGAAUGAAAAUAACGAUAACAACAGUAAUAAUGUGUGCAACCUAAAUUGUUUAAAAAAAAAAACACCUUUUGAUAAUGACCAUAACACAAUUAUUAACAAUAAUGAAUCAAAAGAAUACAUUAAUGAAGAAUCAAUUAUUCGAAACAAGAACCCAUAUGCUGAAUCUAAAUUAGAAAAAAUAGAAGAACUAUUUGAAGAAAUAAAAAAACAAGAAGAUUUAUUUGUUGAUGGAUUAUGUGAAGAAUUAUUAGUAUCAUUCGAUAAUUUGUGUUCACUUCUUAUUGACCAAAUUAAAGAUAUAAAACUUGGAAGUAAAGAUAUAGAAAUAUUUUUAAAAGGAGAAAUCGAGAAAAUAAAAGAGAAUAAUAAUAUAUUAAAUAGAUAUUUAAUUAAAAUGCAGAAUGAAAAGAAUGAUAUGUUAUUUAAUAUGAAUGAUAACAUGUUGAAUGAUAUAAAAAUAUCUUUUUAUGAUAUUUUUGAAAAAAUGUUAAAUGGUGAAUAUAAAAAAGAAUAUGAAGAAAAUAUAAAAGAAGAUAAAAAUAAAAGAAUUAUAUAUUUUAUUUUAUGUAAGAAGCAAAUUAUUUAUAUUUUAGAGGAGUUAUAUAAAAAUGUUUAUAAGAACAGAAUAAAGGAUGAAACAUAUAUAAAUAAAUUAUAUAAUAUGAAUAAAUUUGUUUAUAUAUUAAAUAAUGUAAAUAACAAUUCUUUUAAUAAUAUUAUGAUUGAAAAGAAGAAUCAUAUUAUUGUAGAUAAUGUUGAAAAUAUAAAAAGAGAAACUGAACAAGUUGAGAGUGUUUUAGAAAAUGUUAUUGAAAAUGUUUUAGAUGAUGAAGAACAUUCAUUUGAUAAAAAGGAAAAAAUAAAUAAGAUAAUGGACAGAAAUUUUCUUGAUGUUAAUUGUGUUGAAAAAAAUGAUGGUAUGCAUGAAUCAGAUGUAUUUGAAAAUAAUCAUAAAUUAAGUAAUGAUACAAAUAUUAGUUUAGAAAGUAAUAUAAGUAAUAAAACGAAUCAGAUAAAUAAGUUGAGUUUAAAUAAACAGAUAUCUAACUGUUUUAGUAAGGAUCAUAAUAAUAAUCAUAAUAUAAAUCUUAAUAAUAAUAAUAAUAAUAAUGAAACACAAUUUAGUUUGUCUACAUGUUUAACAGAAUCAUCUUUUAUGGAUAAAAAAAUGAAAGAAAAUAAUUCAAAAGAAACAAAUAUUACUAAUGAAAAUCCAAAUGUAGAAGACUAUUCGAAUGAUAUUAUAAAUAAUAAUGAUAAUAUGAAUAAUGUUCAAGCUGAUACUGAAAAUAUAAAAAAUAUGUAUGCAAAUGAUAAUAAUUUUGUGAAAAUGGAUUAUAAUGACCAGUUUAAUAAUCACUACACAAAUAAUAUAAACAGUAAUAAUAAUAAUAAUAAUAAUAAUAAUAAUAGUGAUAGUAAUAAUAAUAUAUACAAUAAUAUUAGCAAUAAUAUAUACAAUAAUGUUAACAAUAAUAUAUAUCAUAAUAUGAACAAUAUUAAUAAUAAUAUUAGCACCAAUAAUAUUACCAAUAAUAAUAAUAAUAAUAAUAAUAAUAAUAAUAAUAAUAACAAUAUUAGUAGCAAUAAUCAAUUUGUUCAUACCCAUUUUAAUAAUAAUCUACUUAAUCAAUAUAAUGAUCAAUUUAAUAUUACAAUGAAUAAUCAUUUAAAUAAUCAACUAACGAAUCAAUUGAAUUGUAAUUUAAAUAAUGAACUAUCAAAACAACUUUCUAAUCAAUUUAAUAAUCAAGUAAAGAGUUCUUUAAAUAAUAUAGUAGGAAGUACAAAUAAUUUAGUGAAUGAAUAUUUUAGUGAUAUGAUGGUUUAUAUUUCUUGGGUACCUAAAAGUGCUAGAUGUCAAUAUCCUAGAGAAUUACCAAAGAGUGCAGCUGAAAGAAAUAAACUAAAUGAAUAUAUCGUAGCUAAAGAACAAAUGUUAUAUAUUUUAAGAGUGAUGGGAUAUGAAGAGAUUGAUAAUAUUUAUUUCCAUCCACCAAAAGGAUCACAUAUAAAAAUAAAAUUUAAAAGUAUGAUAUGUAUGAAUAAUUUUUUGAAAACUUAUAAAAAUACUCCUGAUAAAUGGAAAGAAGAUAUGUUCAGAUUUUUUAAUAUUCCUUUGAGAAGUAGUAUAUCUGUUCGUGAUCUUAGAAUUGAAAGAGCUGUUCCACGAUCAUCUGCAGCUGAAUUUAAGAAAAUGAAAAAAUUGAAUAAAAGUUAUCAAGAUUUAUUUUUAUUUAAAGACAAUUUUAAUGUAUGUGAAGAAAAUAUGGAUACUUUAGAUAAUAUCGAAAAAUUAGAUUUUCAUUAUGAUACAUAUAAUAAAAAUGUCAUAUUACAAAAUAAAAAUGAUAUUGCAUUGAAUAAACUUUUAAAUGACGAUAAAAAUAAUCUUUCUAAUAUGAAAAAUGCAAAUAUAAAUAUUCACGAUGAAAAUUAUACUACAACUAAUAAUAAUAAUAAUAAUAAUAAUAAUAGUAAUACUAAUAGUAAUAAUAAUAAUAAUAAUAAUAGUAAUAAUAAUAAUAAUAGUAAUAAAAAUAAUAAUAUCAUUUUAUUAGAUGACCACCACCACCACAAUAAUAAUAACAAUGCUGUUGUGAAUAAUUCAUUAUCUAUACCUGUUUCAGGUAUUAAUAGUUAUUACGCACCUGCUGUAAAUGUACAUGGUUUUUUAGGAAGUAAUAAUGCUGUUAUGAUGAAUAAUACAAUUAUAAAUAAAACUAAUAAUGAUUUAAAUAACCUUUGUAGUAGUAGCACUAGUGCAAAAAAUUAUAUGAAAGAUAUUAAUAAUAGAUUAUUUGUAGGAACAAAAAUUGAUAAUAAUACUUUGAAUAUAAAUACAGAUCAUUUUAACUCAAACGUUAUGAAAAAUAUACAUAACACCCUUACUACAACAACAACUACUACUAUGAUAAAUAAAAAUGAAAAUGACUUAAUGAAUUACACUAAUUUGAAUCAUAAUAAUACAAUGUUUGCAUCUAGAACUUCAUCAGCAAGAAAUAACAACAACAAUAUUAAUAUUAAUACUAAUAGUAAUAAUAAUAUUAAUAGUAAUAAUAAUAAUAAUAAUAUUAAUAGUAGUAAUAAUAAUAUGUAUCUACUCAAAAAUAAAAACUUGAAUAGAAAUGGUUCUAUUUUAUCGAAUCUUAAUUUUUUGAACACAAACAAUAAUAAUAAUAAUAUCAACAAUAAUCAAAAUAAUAAUAUUCUUAGUAGUAGUAGUGUAAAUUUAAAUAACACCAACAUCAAUAAUAUAAAUAGUAACACUAUAAAUAAUAAUACAAACUUGAAUAGUACAAAUAUAAUGAAUAAUAAUCUUUUAAACAACAAUAAUAUGAAUAAUGUUAAUAAGGAUUUUUUGACAAAUAAUUUUAAUCUUAAGAAAAAUACACACUAUGCUUCUCUUACAAGCAGUGGAAAUAAUAUGAAUUUAUUGAAUGAACCAUAUAUUUCAUACAAUAAUAAUAAUGAAAAUAUUAAUAAUAUGAAUGGUAAUAAUAUAAGUGGUAAUAAUAUUAGUGGUAAUAAUAAUAUGAACGGGCAUACUGAUAAAAAUGUUACAUAUGUGAAUCCUUUAAAUAAUAAUACAGAUAUAAAUAGUAAAAAGGAAAAUAAUUUACUUUUAUUAAAUUAUAAAAAUAGCUAUUUGAAUAAUAAUAAUAAUAAUAAUGGUAGUAAUACAUUUUCAAAUUGUGGACAAAGAGUUAAUCAAUUAAAAUGUUUAAACACUUAUAAUAAUAAAUUGAAUGAAGAAUUAUUAAAUGAAAAAUAUAUAAAUAAUGAGGAUUUAAAAGAUGAUUUGAAAAAUUUAAUUAAUAUAGAUUUUAUUAAUGAUAUAGAUAUGGAAUAUGAAGAAAAACAUACAUAUAAUAACGAAGCUUUUUUAACAACAACAAAUUCAAAUUUAUUACAAAGACAUACAUAUCCAAAAAAUUUUCCUUCACUUAAUGAAAAUACAUUACUUACAGUUGUAUCUUCUACAUCCAAUAAUAAUAAUAUGAAUAAAAUGAGAGAAUAUCAAACAACUAUUGACAAAUUUACAUAUAAUAAUGUUAUGAAUUGUGAAGAACAAAAUUAUAUGAUGAAUUUUAAUCAAACAAAUGAUGAUGAUAAUAAUAACAAUAACAAUAACAAUAAUAAUAAUAAUAAUAUAUUUCAAGAUGAUUUUACACAUACUAAUUUACAAUUAAAUAGUAGUAAUAAUAAUAAACUUCUUCAUUUAUCUAGUUUUAAUAGUAGUACUCCUACUAAUGGUGCUAUCGUAUUAGAUGAUUUUAAUUAUUAUCAAGAUGACAAAUUUAACUUACAUAAUAAUAAUAAGAAAAAUUUAUUUACAAAUUAUUAUAAUUCUUGUGAAAUGGCUAGUCCAAAUUCUAAUAUGAAAAAUAAUCAAAAUACAACUUUUAAUAUGGAUGCUACAAUUAAUGAUAAUUAUACACAUCUUGAAAAUAUAAAACGUAAUCAUAACAAUAGUUCUAACAUUAAUAUGAAUAAUAUGAAUAAUAAUAAUAAUAAUAAUAAUUCUUUAUAUAGAAGUACUUUAAAUCCAAAAAAUUUUAUGAAUGAUUUAAACUUAAAUAAUAAUUAUAGCAAUUUUGAUGAAAAUUUUCAAGGUAUCAAAAAAAAUGAUGAUAAAAUGAGAGAUUAUGAUAUUAUCAAAGUUAAUGAUGAGGAUAACAAAAAUUUUCUAAGUUACCCCUUUCAUGCAUCAUCACACAUAGAUACUGAUCAGAAUUUUACAAAUAAUUAUGUAAACUUUUUUUAA